AUGGUCGUCGACCUUGGAAUCGUCAAUUUUGAGAAUGAUUGGGCCACUCUCUGCAUGGGAACUGGCGAGACAUAUGAGGUAGUCGGCUCUUAUGCAGUGAGAGAUAGUUCAGCGUCUCACCAUAUCGCGGUCCUUCUAAUGGACGGAACCGGCGUGGCAUCCGCGGUCAAAACAGCGGCAGAGUGA
Aspergillus nidulans FGSC A4 is the source of this 186-nucleotide messenger RNA. RefSeq lists its product as uncharacterized. Bases 1 to 186 code for a protein of 61 amino acids. The transcript has a single exon. NCBI's taxonomy places the organism in Eukaryota, Fungi, Ascomycota, Eurotiomycetes, Eurotiales, Aspergillaceae. The record is from RefSeq and is a predicted model, not a curated record.